AUGGCAGAUACUAGCACCGUCGCAUAUUGCGGCCAGCAACUUAUUGGUGUCUCGAUUGCUAUUGCUUCCAUACAAAUCAUUGUUGUCGGGGCCCGCUUUUACACUAGACACAUGCAGCGAGUAGCAAAUGGAAUCGAUGACUAUUUAAUGAUCCCAGCCUUGAUCGCUGGCUUAGCACAGGCAGCACUCUACAUAUACCUGGCUAAGCGGGGCGGCGUUGGCCAUCACCUCGAAUAUGUAGCACGAACUCCAUCAAAAUUAGUUAUCUUGCAAAAGGGCCUCUACGCAAAUCAAAUUCUCGAUUUCCCUUUCACCAUAGCGCCCGCUAAGAUCUCGAUCCUCCUCUUCUACGUGCGCAUCUUUCCCGUCCGCAAGUUUCGUAUAUUUGCCUAUAUCUUGGGUGCAGUUGUGCUAGGCCAUGGAAUUGGAGUUUUGCUCGCUGCAAUCUUCCAAUGCUCGCCAAUCGCAUACGCAUGGGAUAAAACCAUCGUUGGAGGCUCAUGCUUCAACCAGCAGGCAUUCUUCCGUUUUGUUUCGCCUCCUAAUAUCAUAACCGAUGUUUUGAUCUUGGUGAUGCCGCUGCCAUAUGUCUGGAGACUUCACACUCACAUUGGCCAAAAAGUGGCCUUGACCGGCGUCUUCCUGUUGGGAAGUUUGGGAACUGUCGCAAGUAUUCUUCGCAUGACUAUCUUUUUCCAAGAAAGUGCCUUUGCCGAUCCGACCUGGACUUCUGUCAAGCUUGGGAUUUGGACAAUUCUCGAAAGUGGCAUCAUCAUCAUCGCUGCCUGCCUUCCUUCUGUUUGGCCUUUGAUUUCCAAAAUCCUACGUCGCCAACACACCACUGAUUCGACUUCAAAACAAUUACCUCGUCCAAGGUAUGGCAAUACUCCGCACCAUGUAAAAGUUGGAUCUGGAUUUUCGCAACUUGGUGAUAGCACAGAAGGGGGCAAGUGGCCCCUAAGCCUGAAGGUGUCCCAGGCAGUAGACUCAGAUCGAAAUACUGAUGAGAUAUCCCUGGUGCGGGUUUCCCGAGGUCGUGAAACCUCUUAA
This is a messenger RNA of Penicillium expansum, 1050 nucleotides long. RefSeq lists its product as uncharacterized. The record is from RefSeq and is a predicted model, not a curated record. Bases 1 to 1050 code for a protein of 349 amino acids. NCBI's taxonomy places the organism in Eukaryota, Fungi, Ascomycota, Eurotiomycetes, Eurotiales, Aspergillaceae. The transcript has 6 exons.